This is a messenger RNA of Sinocyclocheilus rhinocerous, 2206 nucleotides long. RefSeq lists its product as uncharacterized. The transcript has 8 exons. The record is from RefSeq and is a predicted model, not a curated record. Lineage: Eukaryota; Metazoa; Chordata; Actinopteri; Cypriniformes; Cyprinidae. The coding region runs from base 414 to 2201 and encodes 595 amino acids. Gene Ontology annotation, cellular component: mitochondrion.
CCGGACCCGAGGAGAGGAGCAACAUUUCAUAACAAACGUUUGAAUGAAUUAAACUAAAUUCGUGUAAAAAUGUGGAGAUGCGACGCUAAACAGCACGACUGUGGACAUCUGGCCGCGAAAGAGUGCAAGUUUAUGAUUAAGUUACGCGUUGUAUUUUGAAUCGUUCUCUGCAUGAUAUUAUAAUUGCAUUGCAGUGCAUGCAUGCAUAGUUAAUGCUAAGACAUGAACAACUUGCAUGUAGAUUUUAAAGCAAAUCACUACAUAAUUUCCCAUUAAUAAGUGAAUGUUUAUUCUACAUACUGUAUGCAUGAUCAUAAUAUGUUUUCAUAUGUCUGAUUUCAAUUGCAAGUGCACUACACUUGUCCUAAAGAAACUGGUAAAUGUCUAAAUAAUUAAUAACUGAUAAAAAAAAUAUGUCUGCUUUCUGCACAAGACACCUGCUCCAGAACUUCAGGUACUUGGUGCACCGGGUAUCGAUUCGAAUCCCGCCCCGUAGAGUGUUUCUCGUUAAAGGUACUCAUGUUUUUUCUCAAGCCCCUAAAGUGGGACUGUUGUGUUGGACUGCAUGUGGCAUCACUUACGCCGCUGGACAGGAAGCUGUCCUUCAGCGGAGGACCACAGAGAGGAAGUCAGUCGCCCGAGUGCAGAUCUACAGGUUAGUAUUCGUCUUGCGUUUGGGAAUCCGUGCCUUGGUGCUGCUUCUCAAAUUCAGCCCACUUCUGAUUCUGUAUCCCCUGAUGUUACUAUCACAACGUUGGGCGUCCCAUUGGUUGGACGCCCUGCUUUGGGCCACGGAAACAUCUGGACCUACUUUUAACAAACUGGGCCAAUGGGCCAGCACCAGACGGGACAUCUUCUCACGGGACUUCUGCGAGCGCUUCUCAAGGCUUCAUGUGCAGGUGAAGCCCCAUCCCUGGUCCCACACCAAGCUCUGUCUGAGGCGGGCGUUUGGGGAAGGAUGGAGGCAGAUGUUUGUGUUUGACGGUAAGGAGCCUGUGGGCUCGGGAUGCGUGGCGCAGGUGUACCGCGCCAAAGCCAAGGUGAAGAGCGUCGAAGAUCUGGCGUUCCUGAAGCUGGUGGAGGAACUGGAGAGGAACAGUCUCCUGGAGGCCUGGGAGAUCCCUGGUCUGGGAGGAGCUUUGAGUGACUUUUGGGAGACGUAUAAAGAUGAGGAAGAGACGGCGGACACCAAGACGAGGGACUUCGGAGAGAGACCUGGCCCAGGCGAACACCUGGAGGAAGAGCCUCUGAUUCCUGUGGCAAUUAAGGUUCUUCAUCCAGGAGUCAGGCAGCAGGUGCAGAUCGAUCUGAUCUUAAUGAAAGCUGGGAGUUUAUUCCUCAGCUGUUUGCCCGGCAUCAAGUGGCUCAGCCUGCCUGAGAUUGUAGAUGAGUUUGAGAAGCUCAUGACCAAACAGAUCGAUCUUCGGUUUGAAGCGCAGAACAUCGAAAAGUUCCAAAAGAACUUUAAAGAUCUGCAAUAUGUGAAGUUUCCGACGCCCCUCAGACCGUUUGUCACAAGGACUGUGUUGGUUGAAACAUAUGAGGAAAGUGAACCCAUCUCAAAAUACCUGAGUUCAGACGUUCCAGAAGAAAUCAAGCAGAGAAUUGCACGGAUGGGUGUCGAUCUUCUUUUGAAAAUGGUGUUUGUGGAUAAUUUCGUCCACGGUGACCUGCAUCCCGGGAACAUCCUGGUGAAGGGUGGGCAAGGAGAGGCACCCCAGGACAGGGCGACUCUGACAGACCUGUGCGACACUGUGGUGGUCAGCAUGAGACCAACUCCUCCGCCUCUACAGCUGGUGCUGCUGGAUGCAGGGAUCGUGGCGCAGCUCAGCGAGGCGGAUCAACGCAACUUCAGAGCCGUGUUCACUGCUGUCGUUCUUAAGCAGGGUGAGCGAGUUGCAGAGCUAAUCCUUCAUCACGCCCGUGCCAAUGAGUGCCAGGAUGUGACACGUUUCAAGAAGGAAAUGGCUGAACUAGUGGAUCAUGCGCUCAGUGACACGCUUUCCCUGGGAAAGAUUCAGGUGUCCCAGCUGCUGUCUCAAGUCUUUGGUUUACUGAUCCACCACAAGGUGAAGUUGGAGAGUAAUUUUGCAUCUAUAGUGUUUGCCAUCAUGGUCCUGGAGGGUUUGGGCAGAUCAUUAGACCCCAACCUGGACAUCCUGGAGAUCGCCAAACCCCUCCUGCUGAAAAACCUGCUCUGAUACUC